GUGGAAGCUGAUGGAAAAUCGAGCUCUGGACCCAGGGACUCGGGACUCCUAUGGUGCCACCAACCACCUCCCAAACAAGGGGGCCCUGGCGAAGGCCAAGAACAACUUCAAAGACCUGAUGUCCAAGCUGACGGAGGGCCAGUAUGUGCUGUGCCGAUGGACAGAUGGACUGUAUUACCUAGGGAAGAUCAAGAGGGUCAGCAGUUCUAAGCAAAGCUGCCUUGUGACUUUUGAAGAUAAUUCCAAAUACUGGGUCCUGUGGAAGGACAUACAGCAUGCUGGCGUUCCCGGAGAGGAGCCCAAGUGCAACAUCUGCCUGGGGAAGACAUCAGGGCCACUGAAUGAGAUCCUCAUCUGUGGCAAGUGUGGCCUGGGUUACCACCAGCAGUGCCACAUCCCCAUAGCAGGUGGUGCCGACCAGCCCCUGCUCACACCUUGGUUCUGCCGACGUUGCAUCUUCGCUCUGGCUGUGCGGGUGAGUCCUCCCUCCUUCCCAGUCACUGCGUCUCCUGCCUCCUCCAGUCAGGCAGCCCAGAGACUCCCUGGGCUCAGACCUGACUCCCCAUCACGGAACCUGAGCUCCAAGCAGAAGGGUCAUGCCUGGGCUUUGAGGACAUAUGGUGCCUCUGAUGCUUACCAGCUGUAUGUCCUGGGCAGGGUUCCAUAGGCUCCCUGAGCCUCAGUUUCCUCAACUGUAAAAAGGACAUGGGUUUGGUGUCAAUAGUAGGAGGCCCCCAAUAAAUGGUGCUUUACUAUU
Messenger RNA from Galeopterus variegatus (Sunda flying lemur), 757 nucleotides. RefSeq names its product PHD finger protein 19-like. The transcript has 4 exons. Gene Ontology annotation, molecular function: DNA binding; chromatin binding. Gene Ontology annotation, biological process: regulation of DNA-templated transcription; chromatin organization. The record is from RefSeq and is a predicted model, not a curated record. Bases 11 to 667 code for a protein of 218 amino acids. Gene Ontology annotation, cellular component: nucleus. NCBI's taxonomy places the organism in Eukaryota, Metazoa, Chordata, Mammalia, Dermoptera, Cynocephalidae.